Molecule: messenger RNA, 861 nt
Organism: Suillus paluster
Lineage: Eukaryota; Fungi; Basidiomycota; Agaricomycetes; Boletales; Suillaceae
Product: Carboxylesterase
Exons: 4
Coding region: 1-861 (286 amino acids)
Source: RefSeq, a predicted model, not a curated record
AUGCGCAACGCAAUUUUCCCAUUGCUGAACCUGGCCUUAUUCAAAGAUUUCAGUGGUGCCCUUAAACAGACCCCCAUUGGCCCCACGGGUGACUUGGGAUAUGCGACAUACCAAGGCAACCAGCGGUAUCCAAACGCGGUUAACUCAGGAACCACGGUCGACUUGGGAUAUGUGACAUACCAAGGCAAGCUGGACGAGGAAUACCCAAACACGGUGGUAUACUUUGGGAUACCGUAUGCCGAGCCCCCUGUAGGCGACCUGCGCUUCCGUCCAACUGUCCCUCUAAACACAGCACGUGUGACUAAAGAGGCCAACAGGAAGGUAGUCAGCGCGACCGAGCCCCCUAACUUUUGUAUUCAAGGAUCACUUCCUGGGAAAGAUGGAGGAGCAGGAUCAGAGGACUGCUUAAAUGUCAACAUUUACACACCCUUGGACGCCACAGAAGGGCCAACUGUAGUUUUGGAUGCCUGUCCUAGGUUGCCUGUGAUGUUCUUUAUCCAUGGCGGAGGUUUUGUUUUUGGAAACCCGCCCACCUGGCCAUUUGAUCAUUGGAUCGAACAAAGCCCAAAUGUCAUUAUCGUGUCGGUUUAUUACCGUCUUGCUUCUUUCGGCUUCCUGCCACCCCCUCCUGAGUUCGCCGACCAAUUUGGCUAUAAUGCGGGACUCAAGGACCAGAGAGAGGCACUCAGAUGGGUCCAGUCACACAUCAGCAAAUUCGGUGGCAACCCGAACGAGGUCACCAUCGCCGGGCACAGCGCCGGUGCCAUCUCCGUGGAACUACACAUGACUGUCAAGGAGAGCCCGCCGCUUUUUGCUCGUGCUAUUGCACAGAGCGUCGUCAGAUCACCCUUCCCACCCUGA